This is a messenger RNA of Penaeus indicus, 3353 nucleotides long. RefSeq names its product calcium-activated chloride channel regulator 4A-like. The record is from RefSeq and is a predicted model, not a curated record. The transcript has 21 exons. Lineage: Eukaryota; Metazoa; Arthropoda; Malacostraca; Decapoda; Penaeidae. Bases 68 to 3121 code for a protein of 1017 amino acids.
CCGCACGAAGCUCAGUUGACUAAGGAACGCCGGAAGGGAAUAUUCAAUCUUAUUCAGAGGAGCGGCCAUGAGAAACCUGGCGGCAGCACUGACAGUAGCGUUAGCGACGCUGACCCUGUCGGCUUCGACUUCGGCUUCGAAUCUGAUCAAUAACGGGUACGAAGAUUUGGUGGUGGCCAUUUCUCCCUCCGUGGAUGAGUCGAACGCAGAGGCCAUCAUCACGUCUAUUAAGAAAACGAUCAGCGAGACUUCCUCCGUGUUGUUUAAAGCUUCCCGCCAAAGAGCCUUCUUCAGAGACGUGAAAAUUCUCCUGCCGAAGACAUGGAUCAACACGCCCUAUGAUGAAGCGGCCCUGAAUGAAAAUUUCGAGGACAGCGAGAUCCGAGUCGACGCGAGGAACGUGGUGUACGGCGACCAACCAUACACCGACCAGCCAGGGGGUUGUGGUGUUCCUGGUCGGUACAUCCACCUCACACCGGAGUACUUGACUGACGACGCCCAGGCAGCUUGGUGGGGGCCCCGUAACAAGACUCUGGUCCACGAAUGGGCCAAGCUGAGAUGGGGAGUGUUCGAUGAGAUCGGUUACCCGCAUGACCCGACCUUCCCUCUCUUCUACUGGAACACACAGAUAACAGUUGACGGGAUAGAGAACGUGGUCAUUCCGAACUACUGCGCCAACCAUGAACUGACGGGAGAGUUGAAGGACAUUGUGAGUCGGGGACAGUGUAGUUUCACGAGCGGAUUCCCCAACGAGAACUGCCGCUUCCUGCCGAGUGCUGAUCAAGAUGCCACGUCGUCUCUUAUGGCCUAUUACUACAUCAACAGCAUCGUAGAAUUCUGCGACACGGCGACCGAUGAACAGUUCUCACAUAACGACUUGGCUCCCAACAGACACAACCUCAUGUGCAACAGCCGCUCGGUCUGGGACGUUAUCAGUCAGCAUUCAGACUUUGCUAACGGAGCGAACCCUCCCAUCGCCGCCCCCACGCCCACGAGGAUCACCGUGCUGCGUCAGGAGGAAGCCAAGUUCUGCCUGGUCCUUGAUUACUCGCUCAGCAUGGACAGUUACCAACGGAUUGAGAAACUGCAGAGGACGGCGCAGAGGUGGAUUUUGCACGAGGUGGCGCAGGGAAGCUUUGUGGGCAUCGUGAAGUUCUGGGGAACAGCCUCAAUGCCCGCCAACCUAACCAAGAUCACAGACCAAGCAUCUCGCCAAAAUCUAGCAAAUCUUAUUGACAAGAAGCUCGGCAGGUCCACCAGCAUCGGCGCCGGACUCUCACUCGCUGUCAAUAAUCACACACACACAAAUAAACAAAACAAACAUACAAAACAAACACAUACAAACACGCGCAUGCACAAACACAAGACAUUCAAACCUUCCUGCUUUCCUUAUUUCAGGGGAACUGCCUCAAUGCCCGCCAACCUAACCAAGAUCACAGACCAAGCAUCUCGCCAAAAUCUAGCAAAUCUUAUUGACAAGAAGCUCGGCAGGUCCACCAGCAUCGGCGCCGGACUCUCACUCGCUGUCAAUAAUGUUUUGGUUGGGCAAAAGAACCCCGUGAUUGUCCUUGUUACGGACGGUAAGGAGAACAAGUCGCCUUACAUAUCUGACGUGAAAGACAAAGUGAUCGAUUCGGGUGCAAGAGUAGUGACUAUUGCUUUCGGAGACCAAGCGGACCCCAACCUGGAGAGUCUGGCUGAGGCGACAGGAGGCAAGACCUUUACUGUCGUCGAUGCUGAUGACGGAGGGAUGCUCGAUGACGCUUUCCUGGGGGCUCUCACGUACCAGCCGGGAGAUAAGCUCACGGAUAUGAAAGUCCAGAUCUACGAGUACGAAUACGAAGGGAAACUAACGCAGCUCAACGAAACCUUCUUCGUGGACGCCUCCGUCGGCCGCGACCUGGAGUUCCGCCUCGACACCAACGACGUCAAUUACGUCACUUCGGCCCCCGUCCUCCUUCGGCCCAACGGCACCGAGGUCGACGCGACGAGCUUCGACAGCGGGAUCAACAUGUGGAUCAUAAGCGUGCCGCUGGCGGAGGAAGGAGAAUGGGCAUGGAUCGCAGGCUUGUCGGGGGGCAGCAACAAAUACGUCCGCGUGGGGGUCACAGCAAAGGCGAGAGACCCGGAGACAAUGCCCAUCUACACUCGAUCCUGGCUGAGUGCCACGGAGGAUGUGGAUGCUACUGCUAACCCCAUCAUUGUUUAUGCCGAAGUGAAGCAAGGCAAUAACCCGGUUGUCGGUGCUCGCGUGAGGGCGUCCAUAACACAACCCUACACAACAGCAGAUGCCGUCGAACUGGACCUCCUGGACAAUGGUCAAGGUGCUGAUACCCAGGCAGGCGAUGGUGUUUAUUCACGAUACCUCACUGUUUACUCAACCACGGGGAGGUAUGCGGUCAAGGCACAGGUGUGGGACGACGGCAGCGCCUUCGUCAACAACGGCUUCACGACUUCACGCAGGAGGCAUCCACGCUCGGUCCCGGCUCUCCCUCUGGACACACCGACUUACUGCUGCGGGAGCGUCGUGCCGGUGAACCCCGAGUUGGCCACGCCCACGGGGAACUUCACCCGAUCAGCCAGUGGCGGCUCCUUCAGGGCGACAGCGGUGCCAUCAGGUGACGUUUUACCGCCGUCGCGCGUGACUGACCUGCAGAGCGAAAUGAGAUCACCCAUUCUCACUCUCACGUGGACUGCUACAGGGGACGACUACGAUUCCGGCAUAGUGUCUGGCUACGAGAUUCGCCUCAGCGCCAACCGAAGCCAGCUCCUCGAGGACACCUUCGACAGCGCCGAGAACGAGACCCUUCUGCUGUCCCUCGAGGAAUCUAUGACCAAGCCGGAGUUGCUCCUCGAAGCCGGAGAGAAGGUGGAGCUUAACUUCACGAUCGGAGAUAAGAUGGAGAUGGAUAAGUUUUAUUUCGUGGCGCUCAGGGCUGUGGACGACGGGGGUAGCAUGAGCCUCGUCUCGAACCUCGCAUCCGCCGUGUCUAGUAGUCUUCCUUCAGAAUCUGAAGGUCUGGAAGGCUGGGCUAUCGCUCUCAUCGUCAUCGGCUGUCUGGUGGCUGUGGCGGCCAUCGUCGGAGGGGUGUUCUAUGCCAAGAAGAAGGAUUUGUUCUAAGGAAUGUGGAUGUUUUUAGGGGGAAGAAAGAAAGGGGUUUGAAAAAUCUCGGUUAAGGAAAUCGGCUGUGAGUCGGUUUCGUUUGGUUGUUGAAUGAUUCAAGACAAUACUGUAUAUGUGUAUCCGCAUUUUAUUCAAGAACAUUGCGUUCCAUAUUUCAAAAUUAUCCAUUUGUAUUUCAAAAAUACCAUCUCAUUGCUCUUUAUGAUAAUAAAAGUUCAUAAAAAUCAAA